Molecule: messenger RNA, 4174 nt
Organism: Acanthochromis polyacanthus (spiny chromis)
Lineage: Eukaryota; Metazoa; Chordata; Actinopteri; Pomacentridae
Gene: fam81b
Product: family with sequence similarity 81 member B
Exons: 9
Coding region: 1680-2681 (333 amino acids)
Source: RefSeq, a predicted model, not a curated record
UGCACCGCGCCUCCCUCUGGCCAACCAUGUCACUUGACUGGAUAAUCUGUAUGCUGGUGAUUGCAUAACACGACCCCACAGUGCCUUGGGGAGAUGUUUAUGAUUCCGUGGUGGAUCCCCUGUCACCCUCAUCUGUGUUUAUCUCUUUGUAAUAUGACGUGUGUGUGAUAUGUGCUUAAUGAUAUACACCUUUUUUUAGUUUUAUUUUGAAGCCCUGACCUUGGUAUAUCCAGAGCUGACAGUGAGUCUGAAACCUUAGAUGCUUCACUGUCAUGUUCUCUUUUGUGCCAUGUGCAUGUUCCUGCACUGUACCCAUGUCUAGAUAUGUUCCUCCCACCAAAUAGGUCAGGCUUCAGAGAAUGUUAUCACCCACGUGCAGCAGCGAGCCAGCAGCACUGAGGAGCCUCCUCUCUAUUUAGUUAUCCUGUGCUGCUGCGGUGAUGUGUAUAAUAACUCAUUACGUCUACCCCUCUGGCCAUUGUUUCAGUGCUGGAGUGCUCUGUCCCCUCGGUUCACACUGUCUCACAUAAACAAAAGCACAGAGGGAGUGAGACUGAAUACAUCUUUCCGUCUAACUCCACGUACACACACAAGAGGUCACAGAAUGACCUUUUAUCCCAAAAACUAAGUAAUAUACAAAAGAGAAAGAAUGUUAAACGUGACUGAAUUACAUUCCACUGAAUGUCCAAAGCCUCCUGUGCUGCUUGGAUGGACAUCCAUUCACGUGGUACGACCUUGGCAUCACUUGUAGGAGUGAUGAUGCAGGUAUGAGUGGUGUUGAUGAUGCCUUCGGUUGGGGGCGGUUUGCCUUGACCCAUUAAUAAUGAGAGAAUUUUAAUAAGCUGUCGACAGUGUGUGAUGAUUUUAGCAACACUGGCUUUUACAGAGGAGGACAUAUAACCUCUUUAAUCUUGCUACUUUCUCGAGACACACCCGCGAGCUGUCUGGAUGUGUGUCAAACAUGCAUUGAGUUGCAAAUAGCAUGUUUUGUUGCGUCAUGGGAUCUCUUCACUUGGUAUCUCUUUGAUCCUACAAAAUAAAAUACUUUAAUUACAACCAGCAGGCCAAGCUAACUGCCCCGAACCGCACUUUGAGUUAAGUAAAUGGAGAUGUGAGAAUGUGAGCCAAACUAUUCCUUUCUGCUGCCAUAGGCUUUCCAUCAGGCUCGUGAGGAAAACCGAUGAGUCUGCAAUGAGCAGCCUUUCCUCUUAGUGCCCCUGGUCCUGUUGAUGAGAGAUUGAUCCAGAAUGUGGCCGCACACACCUGCAAACAGACAACAAAUACACAGACACUCAUGUUCUGUCACUGAAUGCAACUGCAUGUAACUCAAUGCCGCUACUGGAUUUUAGUAACACUAUGAUAAUAUAGAGGUAGUCCUGGUAAAAUGAAACACGAUCAGUCCAUACUCUUCAUCAUAGCUACAUUAAAAAAAAACUUACAUUGUGGAUUGGAUGCUGAGUUCUUUUAUUAUUCUGCUGCUCUUCUCUUAUUAUCUGUGCCUGCUUCAAAUAAUCACAUAAUCUGUUUUACAGUCUUGGCCACAAGAGUCGCACAGGACAGUUAGGAUUAGCCAGACAGAACGGCUGUACUGAGGCACACCCUGCUCAAGGAGACCACAGUUACUAAGUGACAACACAAACACAUGACCCUAAGAGCUGGCAGAAGGAAAGCACAGAACUAUGAGAAGGAUGUCACAGGAGUCAAAUUUACAGCUCUCUCAGAGUCACACCAGGCCUGAUGUCUUGGAAGGUCAUUUGAGCAGUCAGGGUAGGACGCUGGCUGUGCUGCUGGAGCAGGCGUUCAGGAUCAAAGAGGAGGUGGCAGCAGGUCUGCAGUCCAGCCGUGGCUCUGUCCAGGCCGAGGCAGCUUCCCGCAAGCUUCUGGAGAAUCACAUACUCACCAUCACACGUAUUGUGAAGCAGCUCAGCAUGGAUAUUCAGACACUGGAGAGACAAAUCGCCCAGCGGGACUCUGUUACCUCUGGAACCACAACAGCUGUUCAAAACCUGGAGCAGAAAAACAUAGCUGGCAUUGGAGACCUGAGAGGAAGAGUAGCCAGGUGUGAUGCCAGCAUUGUCAAGCUGAGCGCUGACAGGAGCUCUGGAGAGCAGCAGGUGAUUCAGCUGCAGAAGGAGGUUUCAGAGCUCAGGGCAGCUGUGGGUGUACAGCUCAAAGAGCUGGGAGUCAAGUUUGAUUGUGACCUUAGGAGACAGGAGGCUUCAUUGACGAAGCGCUGCGAGAGCCAAAGGAGCUCCAUAGCUGAUCUGUAUAGACAAGUGAAGCUACUAGAAGACAGGAUGUCAGAUGAGCUCAAGGAAGCCAAGGAGCAAACAGAAAUACUGAGGAAGUGGACAGAACAACAGCUCAACAGCUCUGUCCAGACGCACGCACAGGACAGCCAGCAGCUCCGCUCACUAUUAGAGGGCAAAAUGUUAGAGAUAGAGUCUAGAUUAGAUGGUCAUGUGCUUGCUCUGGAGAUACACGUGGAGCAGUUUGAGAAGCAGCAGAGUCAGACCGACCACAGCCAGUAUGACCAGCUGAAACACUCUGAAGCCAAACUCAGUAAAAGAAUGACCUCAGUGGAGAACAGCAUUCAUCAGGAGCUGCAGCUGCUCAAACAGGAGUACCACAGAGGUGGGUGGUUGCUGUCAUCGGUGAGCAAACAUGCACAUGCUACAUGAGCUUUACUAUAUACGUCAAGGAAAAAAUGCACACUCGAAAAUAGUCACAAACAGAGACACCAAAAGAGAGAAAAACUGAUCAGAAUCCAACAUAAACUGACUAAAAUUUGAGGUGCCUCACUGCAUGAUUAAUGUCAUUCAUUUCAUUAUAGAAUGUUUAUUAUCUCAGUUAAUGACAGUGGUCAAUGACUUGGUGAUGACAUCUUAAAUUAAGCAUGAGAAGUGAGCUAUAUUUAAAUUAUGCUGAUGGCAAAGGGCAGCAGAGCUCACAUGCACAAGAGAUAUGUGCCUGAUUCGGAACCUUUUGUGCUCACGUGUCAUGUGGUUUCAACCAUAAAGUGAACUGCAUUUGUGUAUUUCUCUUGUCCUACACGUUCAGCUACUCCAUGCAGCUACCAUAAAGUCACGAAAGUAGGAAUACAGAGCCCCUGAGCUCGCUGCUGUUGACAUCCAUCCCCAUCCCAUUUCCCAGGAAGCAUCGCACCACAUCUCAAACCUACCUCACUUUCUCUGUCUCAGCUCUUAUUAAAGUGUUGGAAAGACACAAAACUGCCCUCAGUAAAUGAGACCGGGGGUAAACUGAUCUAUGAAUCACCACUCAGCCAUCCCGAUCCCACUGCUGGAGAGCCAUUCAUCCAUUGCUCUAUUUUAAGUGUCGGAUGAAAAGCUAGAAGUAGAUGGUAUGAGACGGGAGAGGAUCAAUGCAUAAUAGAUGAGCGUCGUAAAUAUUCGUGCCAAGACAGGCAUGGAAUUAGAUAGAGUUGGCUAAAGAUAUUUAAUAUCCCGAAGAAAGUCUGUCUUUCCACCACAGUGACUGAUACUUCUUACAGCACAUGUUAUGUUGAAUAAUAUUAUUAUUACUAUGUUGUUACCUAUACGUCUAACUUUAGCCAUAGAUUUGAAACAGAGAUCACUAGGAUUUGAGUGAGAGCAAAAUCCCAGCUAAAAUCAGACGAUCUAGCAGAAAUGUGACAGCUAUAUAGCAGCUCUUUUGCAAUAUUAGAGCAUCAGCAGCAGCAAUCACCAGAAUCAUUUUCACCUCAAAUCUGUGGUGACGAUUUCUACUCCCUGCUUCUUUUGUGGACAGGCUUCCAGUCUGUGUGUGAUGCAAUUGAAUCCCUGAGGCAGAUAAAUGACAUCAAAUCCCAUCUUGACAAGGAGAGGCUUCAGAAGGAUAUUAGGCACAUCAGCAGCAAGGUGACAGAGUUUAAUGACUCGUGACAUCAACUGAAGAGGAACUCCUGUUUACUGUCACACCUAUCCUGAAACAGUAGCUCGAAUCAAACCCCUUUAAACCAAAAUCCUGCGGGUGGUUGGCUUAAUUGUUGCUUCAUGAGCCAGCAGCUCUGUAGUUCAUAGUUAUAUAUCUACAAUAUAAUGCAGCUCAUGCAGUUUUAAUACGAAAGUCAUAUAGUCUUAUAAUUUGAGGUAGACCAUCCCAAUUUUGUGCAGUUUUUUGCUACUUUCUACUUUUUCACCACAACUUACUUUAA